GAAGAAAAAAUUUUGUCUGGUCUGGUCUGCUUUUGUUCAAGUGGAAGGCGCUAGCUGUGCUGGCAUAUGUGCAGCUGCAGUUAUUCGAUCGCCAUUUCGGAAUGUUCUCCCACGCUUACGUGAGGUAUCUUGAGGAUAAGCGAUGCGCCCUCGUCGACACCACAGAUAUUCGAGAUUUUGACAAAUGGGACCAUCAGGACAUUGAUGAAAAACGCAUCAAGGCGGCGACGCACUGGGUGAACUGGGUGUUCAAAGACGGCAGUUCAGACUAUUUCCCAGCCGAGAUUCUUCACUUAGGAGCAUCUGAAGCAGAAGUGCAAAAAAAGGUGAAAAAGGGAAGAUUGAAAUUUAGGCGUAUGAUGCCUGGAGAGGAACAGGAAUGGAACUGUGAUGAGGAGCCACAAGAGAAAGAACAAGAAGAGAACAAAAGGAAGGGCAAAAAACGAAAAGAGCCAAACGACAACUUGCUCAAGCUUUUGGACAGAAAAAAGCGUCAAAUGGAUGUGGCAAAAACUCGCCACAAUUGUGAUGGGAAUUGCUCGGCCGCACAGGAGCUUGAGCGUAUGAAGGAUGUGGUUGACAGAAAGGAAGAAGAAAUUAAAAAAUUAAGAAAACUCAACGAAAAGCUGCAGGAAAAAGUAAUAAUGCAAAUGGAACGGUUCAUUGAAAGUGCUAACGGCACAGUCGCCCACUCCAUGGUACAGCCUACUGUAGUGGUGCCACCAUCAACACCACCACCGGCGCAGGGACCCGAAGAGAAGAAUGGAGCGGCUGCUGCACGUGCCUUCUGUAGCCCCGCAGCUAUAACACAACAAAGCACACCUGAAUCCCGUGGUCCUGAUGACAUGGUGGAUAUAGGCCAGGGAUUAAAGAUCCCAACUGGCGCAUGGCAGCGCAUACAGCUGCAGCCGAAGGACAGUCUGUUUGUCAAAGAGCUUCUAGUGGCGAUCUGGGACCCAGCAGACUUGAAGGGGCGUUCGCUACAAGGCAAGCGCUCCCCUAGGUUCCCAGAUCGCCCCAUAAAGGAGCCCCUAACACCGUGGAAGGUGUCAGUGAUGCGUGAAUGCUACAAGGAGAGGCUGCUGCGGCUUGGUCUACCAGCUGAAAUACUACAAAACAGCCUCAAGCGGCUUAACCAUUUUGUAGUAGAGAAGUUGGCUGACAUAGAAAAACUGGCCAAAAAGUGCGUCGAUUCAUUUUAUCAAUAUUUUGUACAUGUUUAGAGUGUUUACCAGGCUUUCAUGUUGGUUUUAUGGCCAAGCUAUUAUUGAAGUGCAACCUAGGCUCAUCAGUGCAUAGUAGGCAAUGCGGCGACAGCAGAAAUGAAACACACGUAGAUACCGGAAAUCUCAAUUUUGCUGCCGUCUCUGAAUGUACUGUUGUGAUGUUUUUGUUGAUGACAGAGAUUAUGAACCUCGCGCAUAAUUGCCUUGCAGAUUAUAUUAUUGAGCUGCAUCUCAAUGUAGGUGACCUGAUAAUGCAUGCUUCUAAAUGAAUGCAUUGCUUGUAGAUAGCAUGCUUAUCUCUGCUGGCAGUGACUGCCAUAAAUACUGCUUAUAGUGGAUGCUCUACUGUGAGAUUUUCAAUUUCCAUGAUGCAUUAUCUCUUUUUACAGGACUGAAAUGGCAUAAGAAGGUCACUGGAGGAUGCCGCUACGA
Rhipicephalus sanguineus (brown dog tick) is the source of this 1658-nucleotide messenger RNA. RefSeq names its product BEN domain-containing protein 5. The transcript is spliced from 7 exons. Bases 102 to 1223 code for a protein of 373 amino acids. Gene Ontology annotation, biological process: negative regulation of DNA-templated transcription. The record is from RefSeq and is a predicted model, not a curated record. Gene Ontology annotation, molecular function: DNA binding. Lineage: Eukaryota; Metazoa; Arthropoda; Arachnida; Ixodida; Ixodidae.